AUGCAAAAUGGGAUUAACCGACAACAUUCUUUGAAGGAGAAGUUCAAAUCUUCCCUAUGCUGUUUUCCGGGAAUCGUGCAUCACGAUUCCCUAGACCAUGGAGAAGGGUUUUUCAACAAACUACGCAUUCCUAGGACGCCGAUUUCUCCUGCUGGGUCCACGUCAUCCUUCUCGUGGUUGAAGCUACGGUCACCCACAAGCACCGAGUUAGGAAAUGACCCGCAGACACGUAUCAGGGGACGGAGCCUGAAGUCCCGCAUGGGUCGCAAGCUCCUCCAUCACCGUCAGUCACAGUCGGCAGACUUUAGCUACGACCCUUCGAGCUACGCCCUCAACUUCGAGAACGAAAGCCCCGAAGAGUUUCCCUUCAGAAACUUUAGCUCCCGGUUGCCGCCGUCGCCGCCGGUGGAGUAUUCCGGCAACUGA
This is a messenger RNA of Sphenostylis stenocarpa, 426 nucleotides long. NCBI's taxonomy places the organism in Eukaryota, Viridiplantae, Streptophyta, Magnoliopsida, Fabales, Fabaceae. The record is from the annotation of a GenBank genome assembly.